Molecule: messenger RNA, 2599 nt
Organism: Loxodonta africana (African savanna elephant)
Lineage: Eukaryota; Metazoa; Chordata; Mammalia; Proboscidea; Elephantidae
Gene: BEND5
Product: BEN domain containing 5
Exons: 6
Coding region: 37-1302 (421 amino acids)
Biological process (GO): negative regulation of DNA-templated transcription
Molecular function (GO): DNA binding
Source: RefSeq, a predicted model, not a curated record
GACCGGCCCGACCGGGGCCCGCCCCCGGCGCUCACCAUGUACGCCUUUGUGCGGUUCCUGGAGGACAACGUCUGCUACGCGCUGCCCGUGUCGUGCGUGCGCGACUUCAGCCCCCGGUCGCGGCUGGAUUUUGACAACCAGAAGGUGUACGCCGUGUACCGGGGCCCGGAGGAGCUGGACGCCGGGCCCGAGAGCCCCCCGCGCGCCCCCCGCGACUGGGGCGCGCUGUUGCUCCACAAGGCCCAGAUCCUGGCGCUGGCAGAAGACAAAUCUGACCUUGAAAACAGUGUGAUGCAGAAGAAAAUAAAAAUCCCCAAACUUUCUCUCAAUCACAUAGAAGAAGAUGGGGAAAUUAAAGAUUACGGGGAAGAAGAUUUACAGCUUAGACACAUCAAGAGACCUGAGGGGCGGAAGCCGAGCGAAGGGGCACACAAGAGCAUCGAGGCAGUGGUGGCCCGGCUGGAGAAGCAGAACGGCCUGAGCUUGGGCCAUAGCACGUGUCCAGAAGAGGUCUUCGUGGAGACCUCCCCGGGCACGGAUGACAUGGACAGUCUGGAGGAUGCUGUCGUGCCCCGGGCUCUGUACGAGGAGCUGCUGCGCAACUACCAGCAGCAGCAGGAGGAGAUGCGCCACCUCCAGCAGGAGCUGGAGCGGACUCGGAGGCAGCUGGUCCAGCAGGCCAAGAAGCUCAAGGAGUACGGGGCACUCGUGUCUGAGAUGAAGGAGCUCCGUGACCUCAACCGGAGGCUGCAGGACGUGCUACUCCUGCGGCUUGGCAGCGGUCCCGCCAUUGACUUGGAAAAAGUAAAGUCAGAAUGUCUCGAGCCCGAGCCGGAGUUACGGAGCACUUUCAGUGAGGAAGCAAAUACGUCGUCCUAUUACCCCGCUCCUGCGCCUGUCAUGGACAAGUAUAUCCUAGACAAUGGCAAGGUCCAUCUGGGAAGCGGGAUUUGGGUUGAUGAGGAGAAAUGGCACCAGCUACAAGUUACCCAAGGAGAUUCCAAGUACACGAAGAACCUGGCAGUCAUGAUUUGGGGAACAGAUGUUCUGAAGAACAGAAGCGUCACAGGAGUUGCCACAAAAAAAAAGAAGGAUGCAAUCCCUAAGCCACCCCUCUCACCUCACAAACUAAGCAUUGUCAGAGAGUGUUUGUAUGACAGAAUAGCACAAGAAACUGUGGAUGAAACUGAAAUUGCACAGAGACUCUCCAAAGUCAACAAGUACAUCUGUGAAAAAAUCAUGGAUAUCAAUAAAUCCUGUAAAAAUGAAGAACGAAGGGAAGCAAAAUACAAUUUGCAAUAAACUUUUGAUUUUUCUUAAAGCCUUCGCAUUUUCCUUGUGUAGCGUGUGAUUUGCGAGCGAUGGCGACAUCUAAAUCAGACCCUGCCAUGUUUGGUGGGGUGUGGGCAGGGAGCAGGCAGGGCUCUCGGGACAGUGGCUUGUUCCACACUUGGACUUUCCACUCCAAAGAAGGCAGAUGGAUUUGUUGAGACUCAGGCAGCAACCUGGCACCGGUGUCCUUCUGGGGAUGGGAAAAACCCUUUUCUAAGGGGGACAAAGUGUCUCUGAGUUGCCUAUCACUUGACCCAGAAACUGAACUGAAAUUUUCACCAUUCAAGGACUUCUAUCUCUGUUCUCUAUUUUGUUUUAUAAUAAAGCUUCAUUAAUUGUUUGUUGUAGACAAUCAUUAUUUUCAUUUAUUUAAAUGUCUAGAGGAGGUGACUGUCGGGGGCAGCCUGGAAUGCCCUUCCAUUGAGGGCAGGACAUUCAGGCUGACGAAGAGAAAAUCAUGAGGGAUCUGGUUGCUUGCUGUCUGCAGAUGUACAAGGCUGUCUGGAACAGAUUACUCUCUCUGACUUCAAAGGACAGAUGUAGGACCACUCGCCUUUCUAACCCAAGGUGGUCUGAGAUUCCGCUGUCCUGAUAAUUCAAAUCAGUGUUUGUGAAGGAGUGUGUGACGGGGGUAAUGUUAAAUAUGGUCCAGGGUUACAUUCAGGGGGUUGGGGCUGUGUCACCUCGUGCCAGUGCAUUCAGCCUACCUUGUUAUCUUAAAUUAUCUUGCAAAUUACAUGAUUUCUAUCUUAUUCUUUAUUCAGUUGCUGAGUCUCUAAGGUGACUGGCACACAUUCUGGCAAACCACAUUCAAUCUUCCUGUUGACUUGCACUUUUCCUUUGCAAGCCUGGAGAGUAAAGCAUAGUAUAUUGAAAAUGUAAGGGCUUUGGGCCAGCACUCCUGGGUUCUGAGCCUGGCCCCCCAUGCCUGCUUUGGGCUUAACCUGCUCUGAAUUCCGGUUUUCUAUUCCAUAAAAAAGAGAUAAUGCCUAUCUCACUGAAUUGUUAUAAGGAUUAGAGAAUAUAUACAUAAAUAUAUAUAACGUACUCAAUAAAUAUUGCCAAUCAUUGUCAUCUUCAGUUCUGAUUAUUAGCUUUUGAGCAUUGGUUAGAAAAUGCCUCUGGUUUCUCUACUGGUUUAUCCAUUAAUUGUUGGUCUGAAAGCAAAAGCUCAGGGUCACUGGUGGCUGCCACUUUGGGGAACAUUUAUUUUAGUAAAUAAAAAUAAUCCUUUGUAAUGUGAAAUGUCAUGUGCUUGCUAAUUAAA